AUGGCUGCACCGAUCAAGUUCAGUUUUUCCGUGAGGAGCAUCCUGGACCUUCCGGAGCAGGACGCGGAGGCAGCGCCGCGGUCCUCCCCGCUGUACUCCUCCUCCAGCUCGCCCUACAGCUCCUGGAUGGACUGCGACCGGAGCCCCUGCAUGUCUUCUGAUGAAGGCAGUUUCGAGGCCUCCCCAGACUCCACCAAGCCGGAUGACUCGUCCCUGGACUCGGAGCCGGACCGGAGCAAGAAGAGCAAGAAGCGCCGGGUCCUGUUCUCCAAGGCGCAGACCCUGGAGUUAGAGAGGCGCUUCCGGCAGCAGCGCUACCUGUCCGGCCCGGAGAGGGAGCAGCUGGCCCGGGUCCUCAGCCUGACCCCAACCCAGGUGAAGAUCUGGUUCCAGAACCACCGCUACAAGAUGAAGCGAGGCCGGGCCGAGGGGCUGCUGUUUCAGGACCUGGACCUCCAGCAGCCUCCGAUGCUGCGAAGGGUCGUCGUUCCGAUCCUGGUCCGGGAUGGGAAACCUUUUCACACCUGCUUACUCGACACGGAAAAACUUGGAUGUUUACCUCAUUCGUCAGCGGUUCCCUUCCCCUUAGCCUACCCCAGUCUUCAGCACCCGUCCCACGUCGCUCUUCCUCCGCGGUACCAGCAGCACUUUCCCGCCGCGGCGGCCUCCAGAUUCGCCUGGAGAGACUUUUGGAGCGACUCGGUCCACUUUAAUGCCUUCAAGUGA
Notothenia coriiceps (black rockcod) is the source of this 726-nucleotide messenger RNA. It is a transcript of the gene nkx2-9, whose product is annotated as NK2 transcription factor related, locus 9 (Drosophila). Gene Ontology annotation, biological process: regulation of transcription by RNA polymerase II; cell differentiation. The transcript is spliced from 2 exons. Gene Ontology annotation, cellular component: nucleus. Lineage: Eukaryota; Metazoa; Chordata; Actinopteri; Perciformes; Nototheniidae. Gene Ontology annotation, molecular function: DNA-binding transcription factor activity, RNA polymerase II-specific; RNA polymerase II cis-regulatory region sequence-specific DNA binding. The coding region runs from base 1 to 726 and encodes 241 amino acids. The record is from RefSeq and is a predicted model, not a curated record.